Molecule: messenger RNA, 693 nt
Organism: Malassezia japonica
Lineage: Eukaryota; Fungi; Basidiomycota; Malasseziomycetes; Malasseziales; Malasseziaceae
Exons: 2
Coding region: 1-693 (230 amino acids)
Biological process (GO): mitochondrial L-ornithine transmembrane transport
Molecular function (GO): L-ornithine transmembrane transporter activity
Source: RefSeq, a predicted model, not a curated record
AUGUUUACUGACUCGAUCCUGCUCGGCUCGCUGCACACCUACCGCACGUAUAUCGCCCGGUACAUCCUGAAAAAGGAGCCGGGCACCGGCGCGCCAGGUCUUCCGCUGGGCUACCAGACGCUCGCAGGCGUCGGCGCGGGGUGGACCAACUCGCUGGCGACGACCCCGGUCGAGCUCCUCAAGACCAAGCUCCAGAUGCAGAAGCAGCGCAUCCAGCUGCGCCACGCCAGCACGGCCAAGGUCGCCGAGGUCGAGUUCAAGAGCUCGUACGACUGCAUGCGCCAGAUUAUCAAGCACUCGGGCGUGCGUGGCCUGUGGCAUGCGCUGCCUGCUACGCUGUGGUUCCGCACGAGCUUUGGCGCAAUGUUUGGCUCGUACCAAUACUUCCAGGAGAAGCUCUCUGCGCUGGCCGAGCCGCUGCGUAGCAACGCGGCAGUUUGGUACGCAUGGGCGCUGUCGUCGGCGAGUGUCACCUUCUUCUCCGGCGGCCUCGCGGCAGAGGUGUUUUGGUUCACGGCCUAUCCGGCUGAUGUGGUCAAGAACCGCAUGAUGGCCGACUCACUAUACAACCCCAAGUACCCCAGCGGCGUACGGGGUAUGGUGCAAGCCGCGCUCGAGCUGUGGACGCCGCCGGACCACGCGGACUGCUGGGACUGCCGUGGCGCCUCCGUCGCAUAUAUACCGGUUAUUUGA